This is a messenger RNA of Vigna angularis (adzuki bean), 1309 nucleotides long. Its product is annotated as clathrin light chain 1. Gene Ontology annotation, biological process: clathrin-dependent endocytosis; intracellular protein transport; clathrin coat assembly. The transcript has 3 exons. Bases 112 to 1056 code for a protein of 314 amino acids. Gene Ontology annotation, cellular component: clathrin coat of coated pit; plasma membrane; clathrin coat of trans-Golgi network vesicle. Gene Ontology annotation, molecular function: structural molecule activity; clathrin heavy chain binding. The record is from RefSeq and is a predicted model, not a curated record. NCBI's taxonomy places the organism in Eukaryota, Viridiplantae, Streptophyta, Magnoliopsida, Fabales, Fabaceae.
GAGUUUAGAGUGCUGAACCUCCGUCAAAGCAAAGCCACAGUGUUCCCAUCAUUUGCGUUUAACAGAAGAGAGAGAAACCAUUUGUAGAGAGAGAAACUCUCAGUCGCAGACAUGUCUUCCUUCGAUGCCUUCACCGAUGACUUGAACGUCAACUCUUCUUCAACUCACCAACACGACGACGACGAGGACAACUUCUCCGGCUACGGCGGCUACUCCUCCUUCACCGGCGGUUUUUCCGCCGAUGGUGAUGUCCCCGUCGAUCACUCCGCCGCCGCUUCGCCGGAGAUCUACGGCUUUACUGAUCCGGCUCCCGCUUACUCUCAGUCUCCCUUCGAAUCUGCUUCCGUAGAGAAUGUAAACGAAAACGGAAACGGCUACGGUGACGGCGACGGAGUUUUCGUUUCGGACGGUCCAGUGCUUCCUCCGCCGACCGAGAUGGAGCCGGAGGAAGGCUACGCUCUUCGCGAGUGGCGCCGUCAAAAUGCCAUUCUCCUAGAAGAGAAGGAGAAAAGAGAAAAAGAGAUGAGGUUGAAGAUUAUUGAAGAAGCUGAGGAGUAUAAGGUGGCUUUCUAUGAGAAGAGGAAGGUUAAUGUUGAGUCUAGCAAGGUUCAAAAUAGAGAGAGGGAGAAGUUAUUCUUGGCUAGUCAAGAGAAGUUUCACAAGGAGGCAGACAAAGCUUAUUGGAAAGCAAUUGCAGAGCUCGUUCCUCGUGAAGUUCCCAACAUUGAAAAGAAAAGAGGCAAAAAGGAUCAGGACAAGAAGCCAUCAAUUACAGUCAUUCAAGGCCCAAAGCCCGGCAAACCCACGGAUCUGUCUAGGUUGCGGCAAAUACUGUUAAAGCUGAAGCAUACACCACCACCUCACAUGAUUCCUCCGCCACCUGCUCCUGCUAAAGAUGCCAAAGACGGUAAGGAUGGAAAAGAGAAAGCAUCAAAAGCAACUGGAUCUGCAGCAGAAGGUGCAACUGCUUCACAGCCAAAGGAUGCUGCCUCUAAUGGCGCCGCAGACGAACUCCAGAAGGAAGCUCCUGCCACUGAGGAGCAGGCUGCUGCAUGAUUUUUGCGUAUCAUACCUCAGUUCCCCUUCAAUCUUUCUUCUGGCAUCUCUUUCUCCACAUGCUGUCUUUAGUGAAUCUUUUUGCCCUGUUAUUAGCUUCUAAUGCUUAUUGGUUACAUUUUAUUACCAACUUUAAGGUUUUAUGUGAAUUAAAUCCAUUGACAAUUAUGACAUGGAGAUUCAAUGAUCAUGGGUUAAUACAUCCUAUUAGACAGAAAGUUAUCUGUUGGGAUUGCUGAUUGGUGGUGUCAAA